Molecule: messenger RNA, 1090 nt
Organism: Arachis ipaensis
Lineage: Eukaryota; Viridiplantae; Streptophyta; Magnoliopsida; Fabales; Fabaceae
Source: RefSeq, a predicted model, not a curated record
UUCUCUCCCAAUUUCAACACUUCAUCAUCUCAAGUUCACUAAUUUCCCCUUCCUUCAAGGUCUGUAUUUUCCCUUUCUCUCCCAAUUCCAACACUUCUUCAUCAUCUCAAGUUCACUAAUUUCCCCUUCCUUCAAGGUCAGCUUCCCUUCUCUACCCUUCAAAUCGCUAGCAACACCACCCCACUUCCUUUCCCGUCCGGCAAUGAAGAAGCCUCCCGUUUCGCCUGAUCUGCCACCACCAAACCUAAGGGCCACGGCCGAUGAAACUACAAGAUGCAAUACUGCCAACCGUCCUCGCAAACUCAUCAUCAAGUGCGGAGACAGGAGGAUCGGCUGCACUACUAAUAAGGAUGCCAUCACAGCUACAAACACUACCGGCCAUGAUCCCGGCACAGAGCUGCCGCAGUUGCCGCUGGAACCAACUGUGAAUCCGAAGAGGAGAAAGAAGAAUAAUGCAGAGCCAAAGGGAUACCAGAGUCACACUCCAUGGAUACCACCUUCUCUGCCACCGACAUUAUUGCAUGAUCUCGCCGUGACGAGAGAGGAGCUCAUGCAUGAUUUCAAGAUUUCAUCCGACAAAAUCAGACAAGGAAAUUUCAGCAGGGAAGAUAAUCACAAACCGCUUGAACCAACACCACCAAUGGUGACAGCGGCGGUUGCGGAACGCAGUCCAAAUGGAUUGAAGAUCAAUGAGAGCAUAUGUGACGGCACUGCAGAAACCGUUUGGAAAGGUAGAACAAGAAGCAGGAGUUGCAACAAAAAAGAGAGACCGCCAUUUAGGUUCGCGCUGACGGAAUCGGAGAUUGAGGAAGAUUUCAUGAAGAUGACAAUGGGCGAAAACUGGUCACCGCGGAAGCAGAAAAAGCAGCCCAGAAAUCUGCAGAAACAGUUGGAUGAUCUUGUUCCUGGUUUUCGUUUAACAGAAGUUAAAGCAAAUUUAUACAAGGUUUCUAAAUUUUAAUGGACAAGCGGAGGAAUAAGAAUUCAACUAUGAAGACUAUUGUAGUAUUGUAUGCAAGAGUUUUAAUGAUGUGAAUGGGGGUUAUCUUUUGUUGUUUUUCAAAUAAUGUUAAUUAUAAUUGAUGUAUUA